CAGCAACAUGCUGUGGCCUGAACGGGUACUGUUCAGUCACCUUUCUUUUCAGGAAAGCUUGGGAUGCUGUUUAUUGCUUGGGUUUAUUCUCAUAUCUAGCCUUUACGCGUGGAGAACUGGAUUACCGAGAUUUGUACUAAUUGGAGGAAUUGAAUUGUGUUGAUGUUCUGACAUCUGGAAUUUAUUAUGAGAAAUCAUCCAAGAACGGUGAAAAGACGAAUAGUGAGUGUGAUGGUUGUGUGUGGUGUUUCUCCGCUUAUUUUAUUAUUCUUCAGUUCUUCAUCAGAUGGGCACAGGGCUUAUCCUCUUUCUACCUGGCUUGGAUUGAGGUCAGACCAUCUUCUUCAAGCAGCUGUCUAUCCUCUCAUAUUGACAAUGGUUUUGUUUGCUGGACCAAUGGUUAUGAUGAUGAUGGAAUGUAGUGCAUCAGAAACAGAAGAAGAACCACAAGCAUUUCAAAUUUUGGCAUUGCGAAACUACAUUGUUGCUCCAUUUGCCGAGGAGUUUACCUUUCGUGCUUGUAUGCUGCCAGUGCUAUGGCCACAUUGUCAGCUAUUAGGAUCAGUGAUUGUGUGUCCAUUCUUCUUUGGAGUCGCUCAUAUCCACCAUGUGAUUGAAAGACUCUCAAAUAAUAAUGGAAGUCCUGUCGUCCACAUUUGUUUAGAAUCUUUAUUUCAAUUUUGCUAUACGAGUGUCUUUGGAGCAUACAGUUGUUAUCUCUUUUUGAGAACAGGUCAUUUAAUUGGUCCAGUGGUUUGCCACAUGUUCUGCAAUUUCAUGGGAUUCCCAGACUUUGCUGGUAUAAUGCAGUUUUCUAUAUGGAAAGCUGCCACGUUAGCUUGUGUAUUUGUGGUAGGACUGGUAGCAUUUGCUUUUUUGCUCCAACCUGUCACAGAUCCAUUGCUAUUUGGAAAUACUGUGUAUACUGAUGUCAGCUGAAUUCAGUAAUGAAAUCAGAUUGGGAGAAAUUAGCAGUUGCAAUGAUAUUGCUUUUUUUGUCUGCUUGUGUGCUCGUAGUUUGACAUCAGACGUCAGUGUAUAAGGUACAGACCUGCCAGUGUUCAGGCAUUUCACGUAUUUAAUUAAAGGGUUAGAAAUCAUUAAUUUAAAAAUAAAUAGAAGGUAUAUAAAGCUGCAGCUACUAUCUCUAUCUUAUACUGGUCAGAAGCCACUGCAACAGAGUUGCAUGGGUUCAUUUUGGGAAAAGGGUUUAUUUCUGUAUUGAUCAGUACAGUACUAGCACUAGUACUGUACCUGAUAGAUAUACAGCACGUUCAUGCUUAUAUGUCCUGUUAGUAUGACUGAUGAUUGCCAUCCUGUCUUGGUUGCAGGAAUAGUUUUGAGUUUGUAAGUAUGUAUAAAAUUGAUUUCAAGUGAAUUGAAUACAACAAAUGGAU
Messenger RNA from Corticium candelabrum, 1397 nucleotides. RefSeq names its product CAAX prenyl protease 2-like. The transcript is spliced from 11 exons. The record is from RefSeq and is a predicted model, not a curated record. Gene Ontology annotation, biological process: CAAX-box protein processing. NCBI's taxonomy places the organism in Eukaryota, Metazoa, Porifera, Homoscleromorpha, Homosclerophorida, Plakinidae. The coding region runs from base 187 to 939 and encodes 250 amino acids. Gene Ontology annotation, cellular component: endoplasmic reticulum membrane. Gene Ontology annotation, molecular function: metalloendopeptidase activity.